AUGUUAUCUAGUGUGUUCAAUUAUUGUAAUGGUAUUUAUAUCUAAUUAAUGUAGUGUAACUAAGUUAAUCGUUAUUUAAGAAUGAAAAGAAUACAGAAAGGAUGGUGGGUUUUAACAAUUUCUAAAUCAAAAAAAAAUUAAUGAAGAAAUUAUAUUAAGAAAAACAAUUGUUAAUAGUUUACAAUAUUGUAAUCAAUCAAAUUUUUAACAAAGAUAAGUUUAAAUUAGAAUAAGUAUGAUAUAUUUAUACUUUUAAUAUAGUUUUCAAAUAAAUGCUAAUGA
Molecule: messenger RNA, 282 nt
Organism: Paramecium octaurelia
Lineage: Eukaryota; Ciliophora; Oligohymenophorea; Peniculida; Parameciidae
Source: the annotation of a GenBank genome assembly